UGGCUACUAAAAAACAUAACCAAACUUUUUUGUUUUGAUUUCAACAGCAUGUUACUGAUUAGUUUUUAGUGUUAUUUUUAGUAAUUAUAGCAUUAAAAAAUGUCUAAUUCGAGUGACGACGAACAAGAAACCCCGUCAGGCCCAAUAGAAAAUGCCUGGACGAUGAAAAUCCCCGAAUUCAAACAGGAACACAAUCCGCACGGGCUCCUAGAGGAAAGUUCCUUUGCCACCCUUUUUCCCCAAUACAGAGAGCAAUAUUUGAAGCAAAUUUGGCCCUUGGUUCAAAAAACCCUAAACGAAUACAAUGUGAAAGCUGAAUUAGACUUAAUUGAAGGUAGUAUGUGUGUAAAAACAACAAGAAAAACUUGGGAUCCGUACAUAAUCUUGAAAGCCCGAGACAUGAUUAAGCUUAUGUCCAGGAGUGUACCUUUUGAGCAAGCUAAAAGGGUUUUGGAAGAUGAUGUUGGAUGUGAUAUAAUAAAAAUAGGAAAAAUCACUAGAAAUAGGGAAAAGUUUGUUAAAAGGCGCCAGCGAUUGAUAGGCCCAAACGGUUGCACCCUAAAAUCAAUUGAACUUUUAUCAAACUGCUACAUUCUUGUACAAGGCAACACUGUUUCAGCCCUAGGGCCUUAUAAGGGCCUUCAACAAGUAAGAAAAAUUGUUGAGGAUACAAUGAAAAACGUACAUCCUAUUUAUAAUAUCAAGGCUUUAAUGAUUAAAAGGGAAUUGAUGAAGGAUCCUAAAUUGAAAAAUGAAAAUUGGGAAAGGUUUUUGCCUAAAUUCGUCAAUAAGAAUACUACUAAAAAGAAGCAACCUAAAAAGAAUAAGGAGAAAAAACCUUAUACACCAUUCCCACCUAAACAACCAGAAAGCAAGAUUGACAAACAACUAGAAACUGGCGAAUACUUCUUGAACAAAGAAGAGCGCAAGGCAAAGAAGCGAAAAGAAAAAGAUGACAAACACGUUGAAGCUGCAAAAAGACGUGAAGAAAAACGAAACGAGGCCUUUAUACCUCCUGAAGAACCGCAACCUUCAACUUCUAAAGCAAGCACCAAUAAAAUAGAUAUAGCUGCUUUGAAAGAAAAAAUUAAAAAGGCCCAAAAGAAAACAAAAAAGACAGAUUUUAAGUUGUAGGAUUAAAAAGGAAAUAAACUUUUUG
Molecule: messenger RNA, 1159 nt
Organism: Ceutorhynchus assimilis (cabbage seed weevil)
Lineage: Eukaryota; Metazoa; Arthropoda; Insecta; Coleoptera; Curculionidae
Source: the annotation of a GenBank genome assembly